UUUCAGCGAGCUUGGAGCCCGAAGCUGCGUGGAUCAGAAAACUAAAUAGGUCACAAGACUGACGGAAAAAUACUCAAAUAGAUUUUUAUUACAAGAAAAGGUUUGGAUUCGCCAAACUUUCUGUUCGCCAAAUAUCGGCUAAGAGCAAAUGAUUUUGAUCGGUUGGCCAUCUCUGAUGCGGUAUUCCAGUGCAGGCCCUGGUUGAUGUGAAAAGUGAUCGCCUUUUUUCACUGCGACUGCAAGCUAAACAAACCAGAACAUUACUUUGUGCUCUCUUAGAAUGAAAAGGACAAAACGAGGUGAUGAAGAGCAAGAAGGAGUUGGAGGAGGAGGAGGAGGUGGAGGAGGAGAAGGAGGAGGAGGAGGUGAUGGCGGUGGCGGUGGCAGUGUGAGCCCUGGACCCCUAGAGCAACGCAAGAGGCUGCGUGGACUUGACUUGGACGAAGACACCCAACCGGAGCAGGAGCAGAAGGAGGAGCAGGAGCAGGAGGAGGACCUAGAUGGGGAGCAGGAGGAGCAGGAGGAGGAUUGCCGCAGCUGGGGCCACCUGCCGCAGGAGAUCCUGCUCCAGAUCUUCCAGUACCUGCCGCUGCUGGACCGCGCGUACGCGUCGCAGGUGUGCCGCAGCUGGAACCAGGCCUUCCACAUGCCCGAGCUGUGGCGCUGCUUUGAGUUCGAGCUCAACCAGCCCGCCAGCUCCUACCUCAAGGCCACGCACCCCGACCUCAUCAAGCAGAUCAUCAAGAGGCACUCCAACCACCUGCAGUUCGUCAGCUUCAAGGUGGACAGCAGUACGGAGUCUGCGGAGGCGGCUUGUGACAUCCUCUCUCAGCUGGUCAACUGCUCGCUGAAGACCCUCGGCCUCAUCUCCACAGCGAGGCCCAGCUUCAUGGAGCUGCCCAAGUCUCACUUCAUCUCAGCGCUCACCGUGGUCUUCGUCAACUCCAAGUCGCUGUCGUCGCUGAAGAUCGACGACACGCCGGUGGACGACCCGUCUCUGAAGGUGCUGGUGGCCAACAACAGCGACACACUCAAGCUGCUGAAGAUGAGCAGCUGCCCACACGUCUCCCCAGCAGGUAUCCUGUGCGUGGCGGACCAGUGCCACGGGCUGCGUGAGCUGGCGCUGAACUACCACCUGCUGAGUGACGAGCUGCUGCUGGCGCUGUCGUCGGAGAAGCACGUGCACCUGGAGCACCUGCGCAUCGACGUGGUGAGCGAGAACCCCGGCCAGCACUUCCACUCCAUCAAGAAGAGCAGCUGGGACGCCAUGGUGCGCCACUCGCCCAAGUUCAACCUGGUCAUGUACUUCUUCCUGUACGAGGACGAGUUCGGGCCCUUCUUCCGCGACGAGAUCCCCGCCACGCACCUGUACUUCGGCCGCUCCGUCAGCAAGGACGUGCUGGGCCGCGUGGGGCUGCACUGCCCCCGCCUGGUGGAGCUGGUGGUGUGCGCCAACGGCCUGCGUCCGCUGGACGAGGAGCUCAUCCGCAUCGCCGAGCGCUGCAAGCAGCUGACGGCCAUCGGGCUGGGCGAGUGCGAGGUGUCCUGCAGCGCCUUCGUGGAGUUCGUCAAGAUGUGCGGCCGCCGCCUCUCGCAGCUGUCCAUCAUGGAGGAGGUGCUGGUGCCCGACCACAAGUACGAGCUGGACGACAUCCACUGGGAGGUGUCCAAGCACCUGGGCCGCGUCUGGUUCCCCGACAUGAUGCCCACCUGGUAGACCCCGACAUGAUGCAACAUGAUGCCCACCUGGUAGACCCCGACAUGAUGCCCACCUGAAGAUGCCAGGGAGGGGGAGGCGUUCGUACUCUCACCUGUGGCCCAGGUGACCACCUGCCCCUCUCCCCCCCCCCCGUCUCCCCCAAUCUCCCCCCGCAAUGCCCCCCCCCCCCUUUUUUUGCCCUUUUCUGCUAGAAUGAAUGAGACGAUCGCUAUGUUGAGUGGUCCACUUCAAAGCUCCACUUCAAAACCGAUCCUCCCGAUGUGUUUUUCUUGACACACACACACACACAUACACACAUCUACAUACACACAUAUAGAGAGAACUAUUCAGACUCUGCUAUGGUAUGUUUGGGUGUGGCUUGAUUCUUCAUCAUGAGGUGUGUGUGUGAGUGUGUGUGUGAUCUGGGCGGACUUUUGUAGCGUGUAUUAUGAGUGUGGCUUGAUUCUUCAUCAUGAGGUGUGUGUGUGAGUGUGUGUAUGAUCUUGUCGGACUUUUGUGACGUGUGUUAUGAGUGUGUGGGAGGGGAGAGAUGGGCGUCGCCGCUGAGCUCCAGGAUCUCAGAUGGACCAAUCAAACUCCAUGGUCAGACAGGACUCUCAGCUCAUUGGUCAGAUUGGAAGACCUCAUGGAGAUGCAGAUCAGUUGAACCUGAGGGAGGGAGGAGUGAUCCAGCAGUCCCACGCAGGGCUGUGAUUGGCUGAAAAGACUGUCUUUCAUUGGAAUGAGUUUUGAUUGGAUUAGCAAUUGGUGUGGAAUUGAUGCUAGUGUAGGAUCUCACUUCUGGGAAGUAUCUGGAAGGUCUUUUAUUAUCCAUUUGGAUAUUUGGAUGUCUAAAUCAUAAUAUAGCACUUUUAAGAAGAAAUGAAGAAACAAUUUAAUGAAAAGCAAAAUGUUUCAUUGUUUUGUAUAUACGUUAGGUUAGCCUAAUCCUUGACUCUGCAGCAGAUCUGAUUGGUUCUGAAGUGUGUUGAGUCGUCGGCAGGAUAGCUGCAGGAAGCCAGGAGAAUGUUGGUUAAUCCCGAGGGAAGAGAGUAGAACUACGCGGCACCACCGUAUCACCGAUCCCCACGCCUGGGUCUGCAUCAGAGACGGAAACUCACCUGGAUUUGAACGCUUGUGUGAUGAACCCACGGGAAGCUUUCUGGCUUUUGUCUCGCUCGCAAGCCCCAUGUCCGCUUGUUAGCGGCAUUAAUGGCGUUCCUCUUUGCUGAUGUGGGAGAUGGUUGGUGCCUCACGGCGUACUCACACAGAAGCUGAGGAUGACUCAGCUAUUUUUAUACUGUACAUAAAUAAUGUGGGUGGACUUUUUUUUUUUUUUUUUUUCCCCUCUUCUUUUUUGUCCUGGAAGAGGAUGAAGACACAAAUUCCUGUCCAGCUGAGGUGGCUUUCCUGAGCCUCGCAGAUCUUACCAGUUUCUCAUUUCUACUUGCAGAUAUGAUGGAGAUUCUGUGGGCUCCCCCCCCCCCCCGCCCUUCUAUUGCCCUCGCCCCGCCCCCCCGCCCUUCUAUUGCCUCCGUACCCCCCCCCCCCCCCCCCGCCCUUCUAUUGCCCCAGUGUUCCCACUACAUCCCUCCCUCGUUCCCAAGACCAAACUUGGCUUGAUCCCGUGUAAUUUAUUUGGUGUAAAACUGCUUUUUGUAUUCAUCAGUGGUUUGUUUUGAUGAUGAUGAUGAUGAUGAUGAUAUUGAUGUGUACAGUUUCCAAGUGAGGUACAUGUGUAUAUACAUGUGUGCAAACGGUCUCAGUUGUUGUGGAUAUAUAGGCCUGCCUAAUAUGGGAAGGAUGCUUUGUGCAGCUGUUCCCACUCUCCUCCACUAGAGGGGGCUUGUGUGCCGGUUUUGACUGCUCCUGUCAGAACAGAGCAGCUUUUCUCUUGUAGAAGCGUGUAGGUUUGCUGACAUCACUGUAAAUAGACGCUACACGUACACUCACACACACUACACUAUGUCACUGUGAUGGGACGGAUUAACCUGUUUUUUUCCAUGCCUACUUCAGAGACACCAUUUCAAGGUGCCGAUUUAUUUGUACCUUUUUUUUUCGUAUUUCACAAAUAGGCUACAAAACAGAAAAUUCUGAUCUAAGAAAUAUUCUCAGAUGUGAUGGACAGACAAUAAAUGGUAUUUCAAUUCUUUCUUUUUUUAAAAGAAAUCAGCAUCGAAAUAGGCAAGUCAGUCUUGUGGGAAUCUGGGAUGAGCUGAAAGGAAGUUGAUCUGUCCUCUGAGCUUGGCAUGCACAACCUUUAACCUUUGGCUGACCUUUGAUUGUCCAGGGUCAAGUAUGUCUCCAUGGCAACGUAGGAAGUCGGUCAUGUGACCCUCAGAAUCAUUUACUCGGUCCCUCUGACAUAUCUGUCCAUACGGUGGGAUGCAGCCCUCCAGACAUCACAAUUCAAGCUACAGUAUACUGACGCCUCUAAUUUUAGAAGUGUGUAGAGAUAUGGAUAUGCAUUUUGUUUUGUUUUCAAGUGGAUUACCCCUGCACUUUAUAUAGAAAUGUAUUAUUCCAUGUGUACAUAAUAUAUGACAGACUGAUGUAUAAUGAUAGUAGAGUUGCUCUCGGCGCUGUGUUCUCUGCAGCUGUAAGUGAAGAGUUCUGUACGAGCUUGUACUAAGGCGAUAUACUUUUGUUUAUUAUUCCUUUUGCUGUCCUUUACUUCUGGCUUGUUGAUUGAGCUCUUUCUUGUACGUUACAUAAUAGAGAUCUAUCCAGAAAAAGCGCUCGUCCAAUAUUGAGGAGAGACAUUUUUGUUUGUUUUCAGUUUUGCUUUUUUUGAUUUUGAAUAAAAAAAUUUGUGAAUGUAUUAAAAA
Sardina pilchardus (European sardine) is the source of this 4527-nucleotide messenger RNA. Its product is annotated as F-box/LRR-repeat protein 3-like. Bases 281 to 1717 code for a protein of 478 amino acids. The transcript is spliced from 5 exons. The record is from RefSeq and is a predicted model, not a curated record. Gene Ontology annotation, molecular function: protein binding. Lineage: Eukaryota; Metazoa; Chordata; Actinopteri; Clupeiformes; Clupeidae.